Canis lupus familiaris (dog) is the source of this 4104-nucleotide messenger RNA. It is a transcript of the gene SEPTIN8, whose product is annotated as septin 8. Gene Ontology annotation, cellular component: microtubule cytoskeleton; septin ring; cell division site. Lineage: Eukaryota; Metazoa; Chordata; Mammalia; Carnivora; Canidae. Gene Ontology annotation, molecular function: GTPase activity; GTP binding; molecular adaptor activity. The transcript is spliced from 9 exons. The record is from RefSeq and is a predicted model, not a curated record. The coding region runs from base 151 to 1263 and encodes 370 amino acids. Gene Ontology annotation, biological process: cytoskeleton-dependent cytokinesis.
AAUGCAGAGCCAGAGCCUCGGAACCUCUCCCUUGGUGGUCAUGUGGGCUUCGACAGCCUCCCGGAUCAGCUUGUCAGCAAGUCAGUCACACAGGGCUUCAGCUUUAACAUCCUCUGUGUGGGGGAGACUGGCAUUGGCAAGUCCACACUGAUGAACACACUCUUCAACACAACCUUUGAGACAGAAGAAGCCAGUCAUCAUGAGGAGUGUGUGCGCCUACGGCCCCAGACCUAUGACCUCCAAGAGAGCAAUGUGCACCUCAAGCUGACCAUUGUGGACGCUGUGGGCUUCGGGGAUCAGAUCAAUAAGGAUGAGAGUUACAGGCCUAUCGUCGACUACAUCGAUGCGCAGUUUGAAAACUACCUACAGGAGGAGCUGAAGAUCCGCCGCUCACUCUUUGACUACCAUGACACAAGGAUCCACGUCUGCCUCUACUUUAUCACACCCACAGGGCACUCCCUCAAGUCCCUGGAUCUGGUGACCAUGAAGAAACUAGACAGCAAGGUGAACAUUAUUCCCAUCAUUGCCAAGGCUGACACCAUCUCCAAGAGUGAGCUCCACAAGUUCAAGAUCAAGAUCAUGGGCGAGCUGGUCAGCAAUGGGGUUCAGAUCUACCAGUUUCCCACUGAUGAUGAGGCUGUUGCUGAGAUUAACGCAGUCAUGAAUGCACACUUGCCCUUCGCUGUGGUGGGCAGCACUGAGGAGGUGAAGGUGGGGAACAAGCUGGUCCGAGCACGGCAGUACCCUUGGGGAGUGGUGCAGGUGGAGAACGAGAAUCACUGCGAUUUUGUGAAGCUGCGGGAGAUGCUGAUCCGGGUGAACAUGGAGGACCUCCGAGAGCAGACCCACAGUCGGCACUACGAGCUCUACCGGCGCUGCAAGCUGGAGCAGAUGGGCUUCCAGGACAGCGACGGUGACAGCCAGCCCUUCAGCCUGCAGGAGACCUACGAGGCCAAGCGCAAGGAGUUCCUGAGUGAGCUGCAGAGGAAGGAGGAGGAGAUGAGGCAGAUGUUUGUCAACAAAGUGAAGGAGACAGAACUGGAGCUGAAGGAGAAAGAGAGGGAGCUCCAUGAGAAGUUUGAGCACCUUAAGCGGAUCCACCAGGAGGAGAAGCGCAAGGUGGAGGAGAAGCGGCGGGAGCUGGAGGAGGAGACGAACGCCUUCAACCGCAGAAAGGCCGCUGUGGAGGCCCUGCAGUCCCAGGCUUUGCAUGCCACCUCCCAGCAGCCUCUGAGGAAGGACAAGGACAAGAAGAAAUCUUGACUCUCAGCCUGGGAUGCCACAAACUGAAGCGAAUUCUCUGCUUUGCUCGUCACAAAUGCCAAACUGACUGCCCUUUCCCAGCGUCCAACUUGUCUUUUGUUUCUGUUUGAUUUGGUCGUCUGCGUACCUUUUAAUGUGUCUGUUUUUUGUUUUGUUUGUUUUAUUUUUAUUUUUCAGUUAACGCACGCACAGACUUACAAAGAGCGGACUUUAGACUUUCAUGUGUUAAGUUCCUUGAGUUACACCUUGUGACCCUUCUUCUCCCAUAACAUGGUGUGAGGACGGACUGGGAGCCGGUACAGACUCCAGUGUUUACAGCCUUGCUUGAUCCCCUGCCCCGACCCCAGGCUGCCCCGGGCCUGGAGGGCUACCCCUCUCUAUGCAAACACAUCAAAGCCAUGAAUGCUGGAAUCCAAAACUGACAAAGUUUAUUUUUUUCAGAGCCAGUGGCUGGUCUUCCAUUUACAGUGUCACUAUUCCUUGACGGAGCAGUUAUGUGCCACUCUAGCGAAGGCCCCAGCCGGCGAUGCUUGACCUAAUUGUUCAGCGUCAAGAUGGCAACUCACGCGGUGCCCUAGGUGUGGUCGCGUGGUCUGGUAUACAUGCUGCAAAAUUCACCCGAUUCCCCUUCAUUUUAAUUUUUCUAACCUAGAGCUUAAUUUCAAUAAUAACUUUUAAGAAACUUCUAAAUUUUUAUUUUGGCACAAGCAUAAAGACAGAUAAUAUCCUCUCCCAUUAUUUUCAUAAGUAACCCAGUUUCCCUGAUUUUUAAAAACUAAAAGUAUCUCUAAACCUUUCUUAUGUAUAAAGCAUCCCUAUAAUAUUUAGGGAGAGGUGGGCAAUAAACAUCCUGUAAUGACAGUGUUUGGAAUUUCUUUACGGAUGAAAGUGGAUCAUGAACAAGACCACGUCCAGUGUUUUUAAUGUGAAUGUAAAUGGAACAGCAGCCCAAAACAAUUGUCUGUGUGUUUCAGAGGUGCUACUUGUAAACAGAGACCAACUCCAGGUGUGUGUUAAGUGUUUGACUCCAACUAAGACCCCCAAACCAAUCCUGCAUAUUCCAAAUGCAGAGUACUCAGUUGGGGAAAGGUUUUUAUCUCAAGGUCCUUGUUUUCUGUUUUCCUGGCUGAGUCACAAGGAAAAGAGAUGAAUGUGGACAAUUUCAGAAAACACUACCAGCAAAGGAGCUGUCCCCUCUCCACUGCAUUCUUCAGGGGAUCAUUUUAAGAAAGCAGUAGCAGCAUUGAUUCUUCUGUGUUCCUGUUGGUUUGCGAGCCAGUGGGAGUGUCAGGGCUGAGAAUAUGGUGUGAUAAAAUAGAUGAAAAAUGAGUAGCUCAAAAGAAGGAUUUCAUUUAAUGUUGAUGGAGCACUGUGCUGGGCACAGGCUACCCAGAAUAAUGCGCAGCUCUUCCCUCAAGGAAUUCACAGUCUAGAGCACUCCCUAGACAGAAGCCUUGGGAAGCUGCGCUAACUUAUUGUUGGAUUGGUCGUUUGUUUUUCCUUGUCUUCCAUCCUCCUUCUCAUUAAUGUUUUCCCUCUUUCUGCCUUGGCCUGCUGUAGUGAUUUCCAGGACCAAGUCCUGGCUUCAUCCUGGCUUCUGAGACAGGGCUCCUUUGAGAAUGGGGACAAGGGGUGAGCUGUGUGUGUCCAGAGAGGCAUGUCAGGAAAAAGACAGCCUUUGCCUCCUCACCAGGAGCAGAGGUUUUAUGGAUGCCCAGAGUGAAACUAUUCCAAGUGUCCUGCUAAGACCAGAGGUGGAUCAAGAUUUUGAGGGGCUUCCCUGUGGGCAUUCAAAGGCAAAUCAGUGUAUACCUAAGGCACAUGUGGGCUAAGAAUGGCUUGGCUUUAGGGGGAUUCUAUGUGUUCAGUUGGAUUGAAGUGCAGAGCCGUUAAGGUAGCCUCCAUUAGCUAACAUACUUCUGAAGAUGAAGCUCAGUGACCCAGUGGAUUAAUUGGUCAUAUAAUAAAUGGAGACUCCUGGCUCACAGGCCAGUCUGGGGACUCUGGAGUGGAAAGACCCUGCCACGCAUCCACCACGGCCUGUGGGCUGUACUGCAGGCUUACUGGAAUGCCAGAAUUGUGGCUGGUUACCUGCCUGCGGGUGCAGGGCUUCCCAGCAUCUCUGGGGAGACCUGUCACUGUUAAAUUUUCUGGGGUCUGAGCUGCCUCCACAGGUCCCAUCGGCUUUAGUGAGCCUCACUGCACUUCUCUCCCUGCACUGCCUUUGUUUAAAAGUUUAUCGUCUUUAGCUGAGACCAAAUUAAUCCUUGGUGAACAAGGUGAGCUUAAAACAUGCCAUUAUUUAAUAAGCGCUCCAUCCCAUGAUGGGAUAUGAUUUGCCGCUCCUUUUCAGAAUCCUCUUUUGGCAUUAUUAGAGCUGUCAUUGGGGUUACAUUGGCAUUUACUAUCAUGUCUUUCAUAAGCCAAGUUGGUCUUGGGUAGAAUCAUAUAAUUUAUUGUCCGAACUGAGACUUUACAGAAUGAAAAGAGGUUCUGUUAAUAAUUAUGUCAGAUCAACAGGUGUAAGCUGGAAUUGUCUCAGGCAAACUGGGAUGUAUGGUCACCCUGGUUAUGGGUAACCCGAGUCUAGGUGGUUUGUAAUUGUGCAGACUGCAUAUAUGUUUCUGUGUGUCUAUGUGCGGGUGCUUGUUAAGUGGGGCUCAUAUUACUGGAUAAGAGGCCCGAGGGAAGUGUGGCUUGCUCGUCUGUUAUGUUAACAAGCUUUUCUAAAACUGCUUCACUUGUUAAUUCAUUUAUUCCUUCAUACAUUGACUGUUUUUGUUCCUUUCCAUUCACUUUGUACUCUUUUUUUUUUCCCAUUAAAUUUUGCAUUUAUUUUGA